This is a messenger RNA of Gopherus evgoodei (Goodes thornscrub tortoise), 2029 nucleotides long. It is a transcript of the gene TTC39B, whose product is annotated as tetratricopeptide repeat domain 39B. NCBI's taxonomy places the organism in Eukaryota, Metazoa, Chordata, Testudines, Testudinidae. Gene Ontology annotation, molecular function: protein binding. The record is from RefSeq and is a predicted model, not a curated record. The coding region runs from base 232 to 1896 and encodes 554 amino acids. The transcript is spliced from 18 exons.
UCCUGUGAUGCCAGCUGCUGUCCUGUGAACUUUGUCUUUUUUUUCUUUUUGCUUGAUAUCUAAUUAAUGAGAACCCCAUGGGUAUCGAGAAAUAAAACAGAAAAUUGAAUAUUCUCUGUGCUAGCUUUUCUGUGUCUGGUAGAAAAGAGAAUAAGAGAGACUUAUCCUUGCAUUGAGAGGACUCCAUUUAUUCACCUGAAGUUAUCUGCUGAUUUCAUCCUGGCAUCCAAGAUGGAUCUCAAGUGUGCGCUGGAAGAAUGUUCAAUGGCACUGAACUUAUUUCUAAGUAAUAAAUUUUCUGAAGCCCUGGAAUUACUUCGGCCAUGGUCUAAAAACAGCAUGUACCAUGCCCUUGGCUAUAGCACUAUUUUAGUUAUGCAGGCUGCUAUGACCUUCGAGCACCAGGAUAUCCAAAUGGGGAUUUCUACAAUGAAGGAAGCUUUACACACCUGCCAAAGAUUCAGGAAAAGAAGCACAGUGGUAGAGUCUUUGUCUAGUCUGGUUUCUAAACAGUCAAUGGAUCAGCUGAGUGAAGAGGAAAUGCAUGCAGAAAUCUGUUAUGCUGAAUGUUUGCUACAGAAAGCAGCACUCACAUUUGUACAGGAUGAAAAUAUGAUCAACUUUAUCAAAGGUGGCCUCAAAAUUAGGACAAGUUACCAAAUAUACAAAGAAUGCCAUCAGGUGCUACAGAUGACUCAGGGCAACAAAAAUAAGAAUGAAACCUUCCAUCAGUUUGAAGGAGGAGUAAAACUUGGAAUAGGAGCAUUCAAUUUGAUGCUGUCCCUUUUACCAGGAAGGAUUCUUCGACUUCUAGAAUUUAUUGGUUUUUCUGGCAAUAGGAAAUUGGGCCUCCAUCAGCUGCAGGAAGGUGCUUCUAGUAGCAGUUUGAGGGCCAUACUGUGUACUUUUACCCUGCUGGUAUAUCAUACUUACGUCUCUUUAAUCCUUGGUAUAGGGGAAGCCAAUCUUCAGGAAGCAGAGACUCUUCUUGAACCCUACCUCCAGAAGUUUCCAAAUGGUUCCAUCAUUUUGUUUUAUGAUGCCAGAAUAGAUAUACUGAAAGGAAAUUUUGAAAAGGCACAGUCAAAAUUCCAAGAAUGCAUUGCUGCUCAGCAAGAGUGGAAACAGAUUCAUCAUCUCUGUUAUUGGGAACUGAUGUGGUGCUAUUCAUUCCAGCAGAACUGGCUUCAAGCAUAUCGAUAUGCAGACCUGCUCUGCAAAGAGAGCAGGUGGUCUAAGGCAAUAUAUGUAUUCCAGAAAGCUGCAAUUUUGUGUAUGCUUCCAGAUGAGGAUGUGAAAACAACUGGAGAAGAUAUUGUGUCUUUGUUCAGACAAGUGGAUGGUCUAAGACAAAGAAUUGCAGGAAAAUCUAUCCCAACAGAAAAGUUAGCAGUGAGGAAAGCUCGACGGUAUAAUGGUGCUCAGCCAGUGAAGCUUAUACUACCUGCCCUGGAAAUGAUGUACGUCUGGAAUGGAUUUGCAAUCGUAGGCAAAAGGGCUGACCUCACAGAAAGUUUACUGAUAACAAUUGAGAAAGAAGAAACUGCUUUACAGAAUCAAACUAGUCGCACUGAAUAUUUUAUAGAUGACUUGUGCUUGCUGCAGUUACUAAAAGGCCUUUGUUUGAAACACCUAGGAAGACUCUUGCAAGCUGAGCUGUGUUUUAAUCAAGUUAUCCAAAGAGAGAAGCAGAUAAAAUAUGAUAACUAUUUGGUGCCAUUCACUCUGUAUGAGUUGGGACUUCUAUACAAACAGCAGGACCAGAGAGAGAGAGCAAUAAGAUAUAUAGAAACUGCAAAAAACAACUACAAGGAAUACUCCAUGGAGUCCAGGUUACACUUCAGGAUUCAUGCAGCACUUGACAGCCUGAAAAUGACUCCAGCUUCUACGCCUUGACUUAGCUGAAGGGUGAUCUUUUUCCAUGAAUUCAAGUGUCUAUGUGAUCUUGGUUGAAUGUUUUUAAAAAAAAUCAUGUAAAUGACAGAAUGAAAAAGAAACAACUAAUUAUUAUAUUUUCUAUCAUCUGUGA